CUCACCACUCUCCAAUCGCCCAAUUAUUCUCUUCAAGAGAUCCAGAGAGAUACACACCAGUCGGGCAGACACAAAUCCAAAAUAUGUCCUCCUUCGAUCCAUUCGAAACCCGUAUCCAAUUCAUCAACCUCCUCCGCAAACUCAACGCCUCCCAGCAGUCUAUCCAAAAAGUCACCAGCUUCGCCAUCAACUAUGGCUCAAGGUGCGGUGAAGACCUUUGGGAAUGCGUGAUUGAGCAGUGUAACAAGGGAACACUGAAUACACGCAUAAACAUUCUCUACUUUCUCGAUACCCUCGUUGAAGAAAGUCUUGCUCUGGGACCGAGCGAGGCGCCGUAUGGCGUGUUGUUGACUAGGGAUCUCAAAACGUUGGUGGACAGUGUAGUACCGGAUACAAAUGCCGGAAAACUCAAUCUGAAAAGCGCGAGACAGAUUUUGGAGAGCUGGAGGUUGAGAAGAGUGGUAGACCCUAGUGUUGUUGGGGAGGUACUCAAGUCUUUAGAAGGAAGGAAAUACGAUUCUGGACCAUCACAAAAGCGGACGCACGAGCAUGCAUUCUCAAAGACAGAUAUUGUCAGACGGAUGGAAGAAGACCGGGAACGUCACAAACGCUUACGUGAACGAAUAUGGAUCCUCCCAAUUCCGUCCCUUCUUCCGACUAAAAACAACGUCGCCGCCCCUACCACGCUUUCUUCAAGUACUUCAAAUGCAUCCCCCGCUACACCCGCUUCCCCGCACCCAUCUGCUCUCGUAUCCUUUGCCCAACAUCCACCCCAAUCUUUGCAUCUUUCUGCCUCGGUCUCAGCAGGAGCAGGAGUAGAGGAUGAUACGGCUAUCUCAGAGAACGCGUUGGAUGUAGAAUUUGAACAGAUUUGGGAUAGGGUACCUGAGGAAGGGUUAGAUGACGAUGAUAUACUUCAAAUGAGAGCCGAUAUGAGAAGAGCCAAACUCGAAAUAGCCCCUACCUCAACCGCCCCAAUCCAAACCGAUGUUUGAAAUUCAUGACGAACAGGAAAACCUGCGGAAUGACCUUGCACUGUCUGUGUUUGUUUUAGACCUAAUAUGCGGCUUGCGGUCCUACGUGGUCUGUACGUAUAGCUAUACGGUUACGAAAGCGGGGGGGCAUCCUCCAUCAUCUUUGCAUGUCGGGCCUCCGGCUGUCAGACGAACGUCUACAUGCUUGCAUGUUCUGUACAAGUUAAUCACCGAUUACCAAUCUUCAAGCGUUACAACUCACACCAAAUCGCUUUCGAUACGCAAGAGUAGCAUCAAAGCAGAACUAGACAGAAAUGAACUAUCAGGGCAAUCACUGUCAUAUUGUACCAUCGAUUGGAUCCUCUUAUAUAGCUGCGGUACCUCAAUUAUAGAAGAUGUAAUACUAUUAUUUG
Messenger RNA from Cryptococcus deneoformans JEC21, 1387 nucleotides. RefSeq lists its product as hypothetical. The transcript has 6 exons. Gene Ontology annotation, cellular component: CTDK-1 complex. NCBI's taxonomy places the organism in Eukaryota, Fungi, Basidiomycota, Tremellomycetes, Tremellales, Cryptococcaceae. Gene Ontology annotation, biological process: positive regulation of transcription by RNA polymerase I; positive regulation of DNA-templated transcription, elongation. The record is from RefSeq and is a predicted model, not a curated record. Bases 84 to 995 code for a protein of 303 amino acids.